CUGGGUAUCGAAUUCCCAGUAGUCCGCAGUUAUAGGUUCGAAAGGUGGGUGUGGAGUCGAAGGGACGGAGUUUGACCUUCAGUGUUCUUUUUGCCGCACUCACUGUGACUCUGAGAUAUCUUGGCGCAUCAGCCACGGUACGCUAAGCCCCACCAUCGCUCAUUGGCUCCUUUCGCUCGGCUUCACAUCACCAAACGCGCGCCGGGAUAUACCCGCAGCAUCAACUCCGUGCGACCAGACCUCAGCUCCAUCGAUGCAGUCACGGUAGCCCACAGUCAUCGCCGAAUCCGCACCUCCUUCCUCGAAUACCAACACUUCCCCACCGCCACCAUGUCUCUGAGCAGCAGUCAGGGCUUCAUCGAGCCCCAUGCGAGCUCCUCCGAGGCCGACAUCGACUCCCUUCCUAGCUCAUCUACGAACUCCUCGGUCGACGAGGACGAAUAUGUUUCAGAUGCGGAAAGAGAGUGGAGGGAGUCGUUGCAGCAAAUGGAACUGCUGCUCACAAUGGUGAUGGUACCGUACAUUGGCAAAUACUUUGGGCGGAAGUUGGCAUAUUAUAGUUGGGCGAAGUUUAUGGAAUGGAAAUACCCUGUCGAGGUCGUCAUCACAAAUAAGACAGCGUUCAAGGCGGCUGGGGCCAUCGAGGCUGCAGCAACAUUAUAGCACACCGAGGCACUUUGGAUUUACAGCAACGGCGUUCGAGGCGCAUGCACAUUUGGGUAGGCAUAUGAAGGACGCUCAAUGGGUGAUCCAGUAUAUAAUAAUAUAACUCCAAGAAGUCGAACGUACAGCAUGGGCUAGAGACUUGGAGAGGUGUCAUACACCAAAUCAUCAGGAAACCACCUAAAACAAACAGAUACCACUCAUAUCGUCAUUUCCACCCCGUACCUCAACGGCAGCCAGAACAGUUUCAGCCUACGCUCCAGCACCUGCCGCUCGUUCGCACUUCUUUGGCUUCGUGGGAGGUCUGAGCGAUUUGAUUCCUCUGAGAUCCAACAUCUUGAUGAAGCCCCAUGUUUGCCCGUAGGUGACUGAGCUGACGCCAAUAGCUUUUUGAAAGUCGCCAACCUUCGUCUCGCC
This is a messenger RNA of Didymella exigua CBS 183.55, 1080 nucleotides long. RefSeq lists its product as uncharacterized. Gene Ontology annotation, biological process: mitochondrial outer membrane translocase complex assembly; protein insertion into mitochondrial outer membrane. Gene Ontology annotation, cellular component: mitochondrial outer membrane. The transcript has 2 exons. NCBI's taxonomy places the organism in Eukaryota, Fungi, Ascomycota, Dothideomycetes, Pleosporales, Didymellaceae. The record is from RefSeq and is a predicted model, not a curated record. Bases 331 to 663 code for a protein of 110 amino acids.